Molecule: messenger RNA, 327 nt
Organism: Puccinia graminis f. sp. tritici CRL 75-36-700-3
Lineage: Eukaryota; Fungi; Basidiomycota; Pucciniomycetes; Pucciniales; Pucciniaceae
Exons: 8
Coding region: 1-327 (108 amino acids)
Source: RefSeq, a predicted model, not a curated record
AUGGCUAAAACGAGGUGGAUCGUCGCGCAUUGGUCUUGGGUUGCUGCCGGUCGAUCAACUCGAAAGAGCCGGGAGCUGCAAUGUGUGUGUGUGUUCAUCCCGAGCCGUCUUGGCUGUCCAUCGGUUCGGCCCGCGAAAGUUGAAGGAGCUCGUCGACUGAAAUCGCUGACCGGGCUUGCUGUGCGCGGAUUGUAUUAUUUUUGGCAGGUUUUGUUCGGCUCAGAUCAGGCUUUCCCCAAUCAAUCACAAACACCCUCACCAGCAGCUGCCUUAGUGAUCUCCGGAUUCCCAGUCUCUCAGUCCACCCACCUCAGGCCGUCGACCUAG